This is a messenger RNA of Cordyceps militaris CM01, 351 nucleotides long. RefSeq lists its product as uncharacterized. The record is from RefSeq and is a predicted model, not a curated record. Lineage: Eukaryota; Fungi; Ascomycota; Sordariomycetes; Hypocreales; Cordycipitaceae. The transcript is spliced from 4 exons. The coding region runs from base 1 to 351 and encodes 116 amino acids.
AUGGUUCGCAACUCUCUCUGUUUCCUCGCCCUAGCGGCCGCCGCCCUUGGCAGCCCCAUCCAGCCAGACCACGACCUUGAUCUUGAAUCUCGCCAGACAGCCAGUGGUUGCUACCAUCAUGCCGCCCCAACCUGCUGUCUGCCGGGGGUCUGCAUGUGCCAAAAUGGUUGGAUCUACGAGAUCAAUAGAGACCAGAUGAAUGCUGGUGGCCACGGCUGUGACCCGCCCUGGGGCUUCAUUGCCACAUCUCGCAACGGCCACCCCCAUUUACUAUUAAGCUACGAAAUGCAAUUUUAUCCGCAGCAGAGCAGGCACGAAGCAGACCAGGACCGGGGGAUUGCGCGAGUCUGA